UAUCGGUAGUCCCCACCAUCGACCCUCGCCGCAUCUAGUAUAUUUAUCUAAGAUUACCUAAAGUGAACAAUUUUCAAUUAUUUUAUGUACUAAUUAAUAAAAAAUUGCUUUUAACUUCAGAUAAUUAAAAAUGAAUCCUAAAGCUCUAUUCAUUUUAAAAUGAACGCCUUGAUUGUUGCUUGCAAUCCCUUCUUUUUUCACACACCUUGGCAGACAUGUUUCCGCACUCUGACAUUUGUAGCACCAUUUCAAAAUAAAUUGUUGUGUACAAAAUAAAAAUAACAAGACCGGUGUGAUGUGAUGUGUGAAUAAAUAGAAAAACAUGCCUAGAAAAUAAAAUUUCAGUUAUGAAAAAAAAUUUUUUUUUCUUUUCUUAUAAUUUGGUUAAAAUAAUUAAACAGACAUAAUGAAACGUGCCUGUCCUUUUGAUUGUGACUUAGGUCGACAAUUAAAAGUUCACGUGGGUCAAAAGGAGGUUAAUAAUGGAGUUUUUAAGGAAAAACAAAUGCAAAAUGUUUAUGAUAAAACCAUGAAUUUGUUAAAAGAAGGGUCAAAAAUUCAAUCUUUAAAUACAUCUGAUAAUAAUUUGGACCUUGAAUUUAUUGCUCCCUUGCAAUCAAGCGGUAAAAUGGAAUCAGCAACGAAGUUAAAACAAAUGUUUCUCAACAAUAAUUUACAACUGCAAUCAAUCGGCGUUGAAAAUCGAGUAAACUUUCCAUUUAAAAAAUUUUUUUUCAGAAAGAAUGUUCCAGUUACUUUGUGUGGAUGUUGCCGCGUUAUUGACACCGAGUCAAAAUGUAAUGGAUGUGAUCAAAUUUUAUGCAAUUCUUGCCUCACAGAAUGUGCAAAUUGUGUAGGGGAUUUUUGCCAAAAUUGUUUACUACAAUCAUACGAUUCUGGAGAAAGAAGUCUCUGUCUGGAUUGUUAUCGUUAAUGUUUAAAGAUGCUGGAUAUCUUUGCACUAUAAUUAAUAUCUCGUUUCUUCAAACUAAUUAAAAUUUAAAAGCUACAUGUUCCUAUUAAUGUUUAAUGUUAUUUAUAUAAAAAGUAAAUUGUAUAUUUUUUCUAAA
Molecule: messenger RNA, 1070 nt
Organism: Leptopilina heterotoma
Lineage: Eukaryota; Metazoa; Arthropoda; Insecta; Hymenoptera; Figitidae
Product: apoptosis regulatory protein Siva-like
Exons: 4
Coding region: 407-934 (175 amino acids)
Biological process (GO): extrinsic apoptotic signaling pathway
Molecular function (GO): CD27 receptor binding
Source: RefSeq, a predicted model, not a curated record